Molecule: messenger RNA, 2097 nt
Organism: Gamsiella multidivaricata
Lineage: Eukaryota; Fungi; Mortierellomycota; Mortierellomycetes; Mortierellales; Mortierellaceae
Exons: 8
Coding region: 105-1928 (607 amino acids)
Biological process (GO): apoptotic process; negative regulation of toll-like receptor 9 signaling pathway
Source: RefSeq, a predicted model, not a curated record
CUGGGCGUUUCUCUUUCUUCACGCACAAACUCAUUUGUGUCUUCCAUACCGCUUCUUUCACACCGCUUCCUCCCAACCUUCCACCCCAAAUACUCAAAGACGAAAUGUCCUCAGCAGUGCCCCGCAAUCCUUAUCUGAACGAUCCUCCGGCGCUCCCAAAGCGGCAACCAAAUGCCGUUGGCAUAGCCGAGGAUGUCGAGCCAUACAACCUUGCGCCCCAGCCGGCCGCAAACGUUGCAGAAGACGCUGCACCACCACCACUGCCAGAAAGACAACAGGCCCCCAUCACCGUAACUGAGCCUACAACAAGAGCGGCUGUGGGUAACGCAGGCGCCGAUUUGUCGUCCUCCUCGCCCGCAUUCGUCGAGGCCCCGAGGGGUAACUACCCCGAUAGACUCCCGAAUCCACGUCAACAGUCCACUGGUGCGCGCUCGAUCUCUGGUGCGAGUGCAAAGUCCGAGAGCACCGUCCAUACCAUACAUUCGGCCAAGAACAAGGAAGAGGUGUCCUUCCAAUUCGAUCGACACGUCCAAGAGAUCCGGCGGAGAAGAACUGUGCCAAAGAGCGUACGUCCACCUGAGCGAGAUGAGUUUACCAGGAUCGAGGCUGAGUCUGGAAAGCGUGUUCUUGAUGUGUCGCAAUAUAUCCAAGCUUACUGGACGUAUUUUGUGGAGUCGUUGGCGCGCGAGGACAAGGUUCGAAAGAUGGAGCCGCUGCAGCUGAAGAAAAUGAAGGGACUGGUGAGUCGGCUCUACGACACAACGACGCCAGUGCAGUCCCUUGGAUUCUACCUCCAGCGCGUCAUGUACUGGACGAAUCCGGCGGAGACCCUGGCAUGGUUCACUGUCUACUUCGCGCUCUGGUCCUACAACCUAUGGGUGUCUGGGUUGAUUUCAUUGGUGGUCAUCAAGAUGUUGAACAACCGAUAUGGGUUCUUGGGGAGCUACAAAGAGCAGCUCGAUGUGCCAGGACCAUUGACGGAUAACAUCAAAAACAAGGAGUCCAUGCGAGGAUCAAAGAUGGAUACGCAAUUGAAAGAGCUUAUCCAUUCCAAGGAUCUGACAGAGUGGGUCUCGCUGAUGAACAAGUUCUGGGGGCCUUAUUCUCAAGUAAUGUUGGAGGAGACCGUUGGCUAUCUGGAGCGGGCCAGAAACCUGUUUCGAUGGGAGCGACCGAUGCAAAGUUGGCUUGUACUCAUAAUGAUGUGCCAGGGCAUCGUCUUUUUGCCGUUGGUCCAGUCCAUGGCUAUUCCUGGAAUCGGUUUUUUCCUUGGCGUGGAAUUUUUCAUCCUGCUGCCAUUGCAACACUACUACCCACGGUUCAGUCAUGUAUUUUCGCCUUUGGAAUUGCUCCUCUGGGAUGUUCCCACCAACGCAGAGCUGGCAGUGGAGAUGAUGACGCGCCAGCAAGAUGGUGAAAGACGAGUUGCAGAGGAGAACGAAGCCGGCAUGCCGGGUGCAGUUGAUACAGCCAAUGGUUCUAGAGCGGAGGGAGACUCGGCCGCGCUCAUGUCAGGAGGUACCCCUGCGUCCAAUGUCAAGCAAGAGUAUCAGAGCCGAAUGGGGGCCCGAUCUUCGUCCAGAUCGUCUUCGAUGACAGAGUCGUUGUACCCUGACACUAUGCAGGAGAAGUCAGAAUUCCAUUGUCUGUUUCAUGGCAAGCCCGGUAGACUCGUUAUUACAGAAGAUGCAUUGAUGUUCCGAUCUGCCAAGUUGCUCGGGCGCGACAUUCAGGCGCAGAUCAAGUGGGAGGACAUUGAUACCAUCAAGAAGUCCAAGUCGAUGAACCUGGGUAUCUGGUCGAUGCCUGGAAUCGAUGUGAAAGACAUCAACGGGCGCUUGCUUGCGUUCCACAACGUGGUGCAUCGCGACCAGGCAUUCCGCAACCUGGUGGUGACAUCGGGCAAGAAGUGGAGCCAUGUCGCGUAGGCGAAUCUUCCUACGGAUCUACGGGAAAACGUCCAGCGGACCUGCAAUGUAUAAAUUAUAAAUUAGUUUUAUCUUCCAAUUCAAUCUUAUCUACUUGGUUUUACACAUAAAUAAAGUUUGGUAGUGAACACAUUUACAUUUACAUUUACAUUUACAUUUACAUUUACAU